Trichoderma reesei QM6a is the source of this 1713-nucleotide messenger RNA. RefSeq lists its product as uncharacterized. The transcript has 4 exons. The coding region runs from base 69 to 1673 and encodes 534 amino acids. Gene Ontology annotation, biological process: transmembrane transport; carbohydrate transport. Gene Ontology annotation, cellular component: membrane. Gene Ontology annotation, molecular function: carbohydrate:proton symporter activity. The record is from RefSeq and is a predicted model, not a curated record. Lineage: Eukaryota; Fungi; Ascomycota; Sordariomycetes; Hypocreales; Hypocreaceae.
CCUUACAUUCUGCCAUAAUCUCAUAAGGACUCAAGUGCCUUCCGUUCUGCAUCAGGCCACUGUUUACCAUGGGAAUCCUCAAACCCACCACCAAGGAGACAGAGGGCUCGGAGCCCAUUGUUACCCAGAUUGCAAACGAGGACAAGGUUGCGUGGUAUAGAAAGCCGAACCUACGGAACCUCUACUUCAUUCUCUUCCCAGCAUGUAUGGGCAUUGAGUUGACUUCUGGGUUUGACUCCCAGAUGAUCAACGCGCUGCAGAUUGUGCCUUCGUGGGUUGACUACUUUGACAAUCCCCAGGGCUCUCUCAAGGGCAUCAUUGCCGCUGCCUACUCUCUAGGCGCCAUUCUGUCACUGCCCUUCAUCCCCAUCGUUAACGAUAAAUUUGGUCGCCGCUGGUCCAUCGUGGGGGGAUCCGUCAUUAUGAUCGUUGGUGCCCUGAUCCAGGGGUUCUCCCAGCACGUCGCCAUGUACAUUGUUGCCCGUAUCAUUCUUGGCUUUGGCAUCCCCACCUGCAUCGUCUCUGGUUCGUCCCUCAUCGGUGAGCUCGGCUACCCCAAGGAGCGUGCCGUUCUCACCUCGCUCUUCAACGUCGCCUACUUCAUCGGCCAGAUCGUUGCUGCCGGCAUAACCUUUGGCACCAAUAGCAUCGCUAGUGACUGGGCCUGGCGCAUUCCCUCUCUGCUGCAGAUGGCGCCUUCUGUCAUACAGAUCGUGUUCGUCUUCAUGCUGCCUGAAAGCCCCCGAUGGCUUGUGACUAAAGGGCGCGUUGCCGAGGCCAACGACAUCCUCGUCAAGUACCAUGCAGAGGGUGACCAGGACUCCGAAUUCGUGCGUGCUGAGAUGGCCCAGAUAACCGCCACCAUUGAGCUCGAGGCAGAGUACUCCAAGAAAAACUGGAUGUCAAUCUUCGAGACGGCUGGCAUGCGAAGGCGAACUCUCAUCUCCAGCUUCCUUGGCCUGUUCACCCAGUGGUCCGGCAACACACUCAUCUCGUACUACCUUGGAGAUCUUCUGGCCAUGAUUGGACAGACCGAGUCCGUCUUCAAGCAGAAGAUUAACGUUGCCAUUGCCUGUUGGUCCCUCGUCGCUGGCGUUACCGUAUCCCUGCUCGUCAACCGCUUCAAGCGCCGCACCAUGUAUCUCGUCUGCACGUGUAGUCUGCUCGUCGUCUAUAUUUGCUGGACCGUGACCAUGGAGCGCAGCAUUGCAGGUAACGCGAUUGGCCACCCCAACAAGGCUGCAGGCGCCGCCACCAUCUUCUUCAUCUUCAUGUACCAACCCUGUUACAACAUUGGCUACAACGCCCUGACAUACACAUACAUGGUAGAGCUGUGGCCCUAUGCCGAGCGAUCACGCGGUAUUUCCGUCUUCCAGUUAUUCGGGCGUCUUGCUGGGUUUUUCGCUACUUUUGUCAAUCCCAUCGGCCUGGACAACAUCAGCUGGCGGUGGCUAAUUGUCUACUGCUGCUGGCUGGCGUUCGAGAUUUGCUUUGUCUACUUUCUGUUUCCUGAGACGGCUGGUCGCACCUUGGAAGAAUUGUCUUUCCUGUUCGAGGACAAGACCCUCGCAGACCAGGCCGUUAUGGCCGUCGAGAAGGUUGUGCACCACGACGAAGUUGACAAGGUUGUCGAGAUUGGAGAGGUGCAGCACAACGAGAAGACCACGAGUUAGGUUUGAGGCGUGCUUUCGAAUAAUUCGGUUAUUAUGAGUA